Messenger RNA from Tarenaya hassleriana, 1935 nucleotides. RefSeq lists its product as uncharacterized. The record is from RefSeq and is a predicted model, not a curated record. NCBI's taxonomy places the organism in Eukaryota, Viridiplantae, Streptophyta, Magnoliopsida, Brassicales, Cleomaceae. Gene Ontology annotation, molecular function: protein binding; ATP binding; ATP hydrolysis activity. The transcript is spliced from 7 exons. Bases 185 to 1627 code for a protein of 480 amino acids.
CUCGGCGAAAGAGGGAGACGCGGAGGUACUCUCGUUUCCAUAUAUCCCUUCUCUUCGCAGAGGAUAUAGAGAGAUCACUGGCCGCCAUAGACUUUUCCCCGGUGAGAAUCCUUUGAAACCCAGAAGAUUUUUGGGUGAAAAGGAGGGAAAGUUUUUGUUUUUUUUUCUUCUUGUCCGAGCGAAGAUGAUGAGCAGAGGAGGAGAUCAACGGCUGAGAUCGGCCAGACCCACCACAAUCCACGGCUGUGCUCAUUCCGGCGACCUCCUGGGCUUGCAGAGGCUGCUCAAGGACAACCCUUCUCUUCUCAACGAGCGCAAUCCCGUCAUGUCUCACACACCGCUUCACGUGUCUGCUGGUAAUGGCAAGGUAGAUAUCGUUAAGUAUCUGCUCGAAUGGACGGGAUCUGAGAAAGUCGAGAUGGAAGCCAAGAAUAGUUAUGGCGAAACCCCCUUGCACAUGGCGGCCAAGAACGGAUGCAACGAAGCUGCAAAGCUGCUUCUAGAUCACGGUGCUUUCAUCGAAGCCAAAGCAAGUAAUGGUAUGACGCCAUUACACCUCGCUGUUUGGUACUCAAUCAGCUCGAAGGACAUCUCAACUGUUAAAACUCUGCUUGAGAACAGUGCUGAUUGCAGUGCAAAAGACAAUGAAGGAUUGACUCCAUUGGACCAUCUACCUCGAGGACCGGGGAGUGACAAGUUGAGAGAAUUGUUACGAUGGCAUCUCCAAGAACAGAGAAGGAAACGAGCUGUCGAAGCUUGCAGUGAGACAAAAGCUAAAAUGGAUCUUCUUGAGAAGGAGUUAUCUAAAAUCGUUGGGUUAAGUGAGUUGAAAGCUCAACUCAGGAAAUGGGCUAAAGGGAUGCUUUUAGAUGAAAGGCGUCGGGCUCUGGGUUUAAUCAUCGGAGCUAGAAGAUCUCCUCACAUGGCUUUUCUUGGAAAUCCCGGAACAGGUAAAACCAUGGUGGCUCGAGUUCUUGGGAAGUUGCUCCACAUGGUUGGAAUUUUACCGACCGACAAGGUAACGGAAGUUCAGAGAACGGAUUUGGUUGGUGAAUUUGUCGGACAUACCGGGCCAAAGACCAGGAGAAAGAUCCAAGAAGCCGAGGGAGGAAUUCUGUUUGUGGACGAAGCAUACCGUUUAAUACCAAUGCAGAAGGCAGACGACAAGGACUACGGUCUAGAAGCCUUGGAAGAAAUAAUGUCGGUAAUGGAUACCGGGAAAGUAGUGGUGAUAUUCGCGGGAUACAGCGAGCCGAUGAGACGUGUGAUCGGAUCAAAUGAAGGGUUUUGCAGAAGGGUCACGAAAUUUUUCACUUUCGACGACUUCAGCUCCAAAGAACUGGCAGAGAUUCUACACAUCAAGAUGAAAAACCAGACAGAAUCAAACCCGCUUUACGGUUUCGCCUUGCACGAAUCAUGCACCAUGGAUGAAAUCUUGUCCAUGAUCGAGAGAGAAACCACGGAGAAACAGAGGAAAGAGAUGAACGGCGGAUUGGUGGAUACAUUGCUGGUUAAUGCCAGAGAGAAUCUUGAUCUCAGGCUGAGUUUCGAAUGCGUCGAUACCGACGAGAUCUGCACGAUCACGCUGGAGGAUAUAGAGGCCGGCCUUCGAGCUUUGUCGCAGUGAAAAAGGUUUCGGGUUUGAUCUUCGUAUAGGCGUUAAUGGUUAGAAAGAUCUGAUCAUUUCGGACCGAUCUGAUUCGAUUCGGUUAAAGAGUUAUACCUCAAAUUCUCAAGACAUGUUCUUCACUUCACCCUCCAGAAUCUUUGUUAGGAGAGGUUUGGUUUUUAAGGUAAUGUUCUCUCAAUCUGUUGCUUCGUGAUGUUUGUCAUUCUUUGUUCUUUUGUCCUUUCUUGAAAUGUUUUUUUGUACCCAAAGGUUUUGAUAUUUAUGGCGAUUGUUUGUAUUCGUAUAUGAAUUCUCUAUCCGUUGUA